AGUGAGGGCAUCUGGGUUUGAAGAUCGAUCUUCAUAUAUGUUUGGUAUUCUAGUCAACUUCAGAAUGACUUGUUUAGCUAAUUCGAACUUCAAGGUUGAGAAGCCUAGCAACCAUUACAACAACUGAAAUUUGCAAUUGUUCAUAUUUUUAUUUUUUGAUAAGAAAUCUGCAGUUUCGUCGGUUUAAGGUAUACUGAAGUCCAAAUCACCUCUUUUGAACUGAAAAACUCGUGAAGACAGAUGGAAUUCAUUUCAUAAAUAAAAUCUAAUUGAAAUUAUCAAGAGCACAUUCAUAGGGAAAUAACUUCAAUUGAUAAAGAUAACAGAUAGACAUUUAAUUUUUUAACUAAUUCUUAUAAUUAUGAGUUCAAUUUGUUAUUAUAAAGUGUUAGGUUUAACUAAAACAGCUACAGAUGAAGAAGUACGUCGUGCAUAUCGUCGUUUAGCACUUAAAUGGCAUCCAGAUAAAAAUCCAACAAAUUUAGAAGAAGCAGAAAAAAAAUUUAAAGAAAUUAGUGCAGCUUAUGAAGUUUUAUCAGAUCCACAAAAACGUUCUGUCUAUGAUUCACAUGGUAAAGAUGGCUUAAAUCGUACACAUGUAAAAACUUCUAAAUCAACAAGACCACCUAGUGGACGACGUCGACAUACAGCAUCAGGAACAUUUUUCACAGAUGAUAUAUUUGAUACGAGUGAUUUCUUUCCAUUUAAUGAUUUCGGCUUUACAUUUCGAGAUCCUGAAGAAGUGUUCCGUGAAUUUUUCAGCAAACAUGUAGAUAUGAUGAAUGCAUUUAUGGAUACAGCUGGUCUAUUUCGAUCACAUAGUCAUUUACAUGAUAUAUUUAAUAAUGAUCAUCAUUUCAAUGUAUUACCUAGUCGUCAUUUACAUCAUACAACUAGUUAUAAAUCAACUAAUGAACAUCAACCACGAUUUCAUCAUGUUGAACGUAUACGUAAAACAAGUUUACCACAAAAUGUACCAGUACGUAGUUUAUCUACAAAAACAUCAUAUAGUUUUAAUUUUGGUAGUUCUAGUCGUCCUGGUCAUCCACCAAUGAGAAAAGAAACAUUUCGAUCAACUUCAACUAAAAUUGAAAAUGGAAAAUGUGUUACAACACGUAAAAUAGUACAAGAUGGUAUAGAAACAAUUGAAAUAGAAGAAAAUGGUAUAUUAAAAAUGAAAACAAUCAAUGGUCAACCAGUUGCUAUUGCUAAUGGUUAAUCAUGUAUAUUAAUUAUUCAUAUAGUGAUAAUAUUCUUUGCUAUAAUAAAGUUCUAAAGUAUUUUCUUUUUUUAAAAUAUAAUUAUAAGAAAUGUGUAUACAUAAAUUUGUUUCAUAAUGAUAAAAAUAAUAGUAAUGCUUAUUAUCAUUAUUAUUACUGGUAGUAGUCGUAAUAUACUUUUUAUUGUAUUAUCUUUCUGGAUAUGUAUUCACUCUAACUAAAGGUAUUGUGGAUGUACUAUUCAAUGUUCCAUUCGAACACUCAAUACAUAUGUCUUAAUUAAGUUUCAAACUUUUCAGUUUACAUUUGUUUUCUACGAAGCUGUUUAGAAACUUUCACAAAUGUCUUUUCUUUUUCACUGACUAUAUGCAAACAGUUUUUGUUUACUAUCUGUAUGUUGUAGCCAACUGUACUACCAUAUUUCCACAAGUUUAAUAUAUUUUCCUCUGAGAUACAUUUCGUUUAUCUUUUUCGUUGUUUUUUUCCCUUUUUAAACGUUUAUAGAAUUCGAAUGUUUUAAACUUCUCUUUUCUUCUCUAUGUGUAUACUCGGAAUGAAUUUCUUCAAUGAUAAUUGUUAAUUAUAUUUUCUAAUACCUUUCCUAAAUUAGUUUCGGAUUUCUUUCCCCUAUCUUAUAUCUGUAUACCUGUGUUUCAUAAAUAUUUUUAUCUUCAGUCUACUGUGAUUUAUAUUGUUAUUGAUAUUUUUGUGCUAUAUUUUAUAAACCAAUUCAUAAAUACAUUUACAAUCAUCGACUAGUGAUGAUAGAUAAAUUAUGUUGGGUGUAAUCUAUGCGGAUAUGUGUGUAUAGACUUUUUUAAAAUUUUUCGUUAACAUUAUAUGUAUGUGUAUGUGUACUGAUUGAUGUUGUUAUUGGCGCUAAUAUACAAAUGCAAACGCACUUGAUCAUAAAUAAAUGCGUCAAUAAGGAGAUUAACAUCAAUAAAAUUGCUUUUCCUAAUCAAUUUUAUUUUAUUACUGAGAUUAAAUCAGUGUAAUCAAGAGAGAUAUUUAUUUUGCAAAAGCAAAUACUUUUAAAACAGAAAUGUAAAAUGCUAUUUUACUGCUAUACACAGCGUAUCAUUGAAACAGCACACUAAAUAAUACUAUAUAUAUAUAUAUAUAUAUAUAUAUAUAUAUAUAUAUAUAUAAAGUGUGUGGUAUAUAGUAGUUGAACAGUGCAAACAUCUUUCUCC
Schistosoma haematobium is the source of this 2416-nucleotide messenger RNA. RefSeq names its product DnaJ sub B member 6. Gene Ontology annotation, molecular function: protein-folding chaperone binding; protein folding chaperone. Bases 362 to 1219 code for a protein of 285 amino acids. Gene Ontology annotation, cellular component: nucleus; cytoplasm. Lineage: Eukaryota; Metazoa; Platyhelminthes; Trematoda; Strigeidida; Schistosomatidae. The transcript has 2 exons. The record is from RefSeq and is a predicted model, not a curated record.